AUGUAUUUGAUUUCAGUGCCGAAUCUUCCUCCAGUUUUUUCUAUUCGCAUUGAAGCUUCCAGUUUGUAUUACAUAUAUAAAGCAAACGUAACAACGGAUACUACAGUAGAGCUAUUGCUGAAAUGCUUUCAAGCUCAUGUUAAAGAUGUUUUUAAUUACAAACUUAAUUAUGCCGGACAAGACUUACAAAAUACUGAUACUCUUAAAAAUCUAGGAUUAAAGGAAGGAAGCUAUAUUCGAGCAGCUCUAAUUCCACUAAAACUUUAUGUGAAAAUGCAAGAUGGAAAAGUUAUAGAACUUCAUGUACCUGGAUAUAAUAAUAGAAGUAUCUAUAUUAUUAAAUCAACGAUUAGCAAAUGUGAAGGCAUUCCUGUUGAUAAACAGCGGCUUUUUUUUUGUGGAAAAGAAUUGGAAGAUUCUAGCACCUUGAAAUAUUAUAAUAUUCAAAAAGAGUCAACAUUGGAACUAAUUCUAAUACCGAUUGAACUUAAUGUAAGAAAAAAAAAUGGAGAAGUUAUAAAACUUUAUGUAAAUGAAAAUGACACUAUCCAUGAUGUUAAACAAAUGAUUCAGAAAUAUAAAAGUAUGUUUAAAAUUGAACUUCCUGUUUAUAAACAAUGCCUUCUUUUUUGCGGAGAACAAUUGCAUGAUUCUAGCACCUUGAAAAGUUAUAAUAUUCAAAAUGAGUCAACAUUGGAGCUAGCUAUGGUUCCAUUUAAACUUAAUGUGAAAACUCCAGAUGGAAAAAUCAUAGAACUUUCUGUAAACGAAGAAAACACUAUCUAUGAGGUUAAACAAAUAAUUCAGGAAUCUGAAGGUAUUCCUAGUUAUAAACAACGUCUUAUUUUUGAUAGAAACCAAUUGCGUGGUUCUUGUACCUUGAAAUAUUUUAAUAUCCUAGAAGAGACAACAUUGGAGUUAAUUCUAGCUGAAAGUAGUUCUCUGAUCCAUGUAAGAACGUUAACCGGAAAAAACAUUGUUUUGUCAGUAUGUAAAAACCUUUUCCCUCGAAAAGAUGUAAAAGAUAUUCCAACGUUACAUCUCGUACUUAGAUUGCGUGGAGGUAUGCUUCAAGAAACUAGUGGACGUAUAGAUUUCAAUGCAUUACCAUCACUUAUGCAAUAUAUGCAAGUUCCUGGAAGAUAUUUACAUGACAAGGUUCAUGCUGGUAUUGCCUGUAAUUAUUGUGGCAAAAGUGAAUGGAAAGGAGCAAGAUAUAAGUGUUCAGAAUGUCUUGAUUAUGACUUGUGUUAUGAGUGCAUCAAAAUAUCCAAGUUGCUUCAUGACGAACAGCAUAAUUUUUCGGAAAUAUUGGAUCCAGAAAAUCCAGAUGAUUUUCCAAAAGAUAUUCCCGUUAACCCUGUUACCAUCUUACCAAUACUUCCAACAAAAAAGGAAGAAAUGCUAACCUUGCUACAAGAAGAAGAAAAGCGAAGGUUUUCAUCAGAAAUACAACAACAAUAUUAUAAGGUUGGAAGUGACCCCACAUCUGGAAAGGACUGGAUGGAUGUUACAGAUCAAAUGCAACAUAAUUUGGUUCGAGAAUUUGGUUACUCGGAUGAAGCUGUACAAUUAUUACGACGUGCUCCGCAACUUUACCAAGUCGAUCCUGCAUUUCGUACAACUCAAGUAUAUGUUCGCAAUAAUAUUGCUUCUCGUGGAAAUCUCAAAGAAGGAAUGCUGGCACCUGACUGUCCACUAGUUCCCCUAAUGAACGAUAAAACUAUUAUUCAAUUGCGUUCACUUUAUCGACCAGAACGACCCUUUGUUCUUCUUGCAGGAUCAUAUACCUGUCCAUUAUAUCGAUACAUAUCUCAUGUGCUCAAUGAUAUUUAUAGUCUAUAUAAGAACGAUGUAGACUUUUAUAUGAUUCAAAUUCGUGAAGCACACGCCAGUGACGUUUGGCCUAUUGGUAAUAUUGUAGAAGUUAAGGAACAUCGUACGUUAGAAGAGCGGUUGACAGCUGCACGUACAAUGGUUGAAGCUACUCAACUUGAGAUUCCUGUACUAGCGGAUACAAUGGAUAACACAUUCUUGAAUUUAUAUUCACCUUGGCCAUUCCGAUUCUUUGUAAUUAAAGAUGGUAUUUUGAAACUUGUUGGAACGCCAAAAGAAGCACGUUAUGAUACAACGGAUCUAGUUAACUGCUUAGAUGCUCUUUUGAAUGAAAAAAUCAUCUGAUUUAAUUACUUCAUAUCUCAUUUUGAUGGAAUA
Messenger RNA from Rhizophagus irregularis DAOM 181602=DAOM 197198, 2214 nucleotides. RefSeq lists its product as uncharacterized. The record is from RefSeq and is a predicted model, not a curated record. Gene Ontology annotation, cellular component: nucleus; cytoplasm. Gene Ontology annotation, biological process: modification-dependent protein catabolic process; protein ubiquitination. Lineage: Eukaryota; Fungi; Glomeromycota; Glomeromycetes; Glomerales; Glomeraceae. Gene Ontology annotation, molecular function: thyroxine 5'-deiodinase activity; protein tag activity; zinc ion binding.